Molecule: messenger RNA, 8068 nt
Organism: Pipra filicauda (Wire-tailed manakin)
Lineage: Eukaryota; Metazoa; Chordata; Aves; Passeriformes; Pipridae
Product: olfactory receptor 4D1-like
Exons: 3
Coding region: 414-1163 (249 amino acids)
Biological process (GO): G protein-coupled receptor signaling pathway
Cellular component (GO): membrane
Molecular function (GO): olfactory receptor activity
Source: RefSeq, a predicted model, not a curated record
AUUUCCCAGUCUAACCCAAACAUCCCGUCACAGCUUAAAAAAUUGCAAAUCUGAAGCUGAAAUCCAAAGCAAGCCUGUAGCUCCCAAAUUCAUAAUGUAGACUCCAACCACAUACUUGCACUCUUCUCCUACCUACCUGUAGGGAGCAUGUAUUGGUUCGAAACACACACGCGCACACGCACACACACAGUCUCAGAAACAUGGACAAAGACAUGCACAUUCCUCACAAUUGAAAUCGGUAGUACUUGGGCAGGAGGGAGGGAAAGCAAAUCUGUUGGCUAGGAUAACUAUCAUUCAAUGCAGUUAUUUCCUUUUUAAGGUCAAGGAUUUCUUGUAUGAAAAAUCAAAAGGAUCAAACAAGGCCUAUCAUUAGUUAUGAUAUUUCAGGAUAGUGUUUUUUCAUACUUGGUAGUAUGCUAAUCUGCCUUCAUUGUUCAUGGGUAUAUUGUCCUAGCAACCCAUAUUGUACUGGAUCAUUUGGAUCCCAGUUAGGGUUUUGUUUCAUUGCAGGUGCAAUGGCUUUUUUCCUUGUGGGGAUGACAAUUGAUCAGUAUGUGGCCAUCUAUGUGCCACUGUGCUACUUGUCUAUCAUGAACUGGAAUAUGUGCACAGGAUUGGUGGCAACUGCAUGGUUCAGUGGAUUUCUUCAUUCUAUUGUACAGAUUGAUUUUUUUCUCCAGCUACUAUUUUGUGGUCCAAAUGUACUGGACAAUUUCUACUGUGAUGUCCCUCAAGUCAUCAAACUGGCCUGCACUGAUACUCUCAUGGCUGAACUACAGAUAGUGUUUAAUAGUAGAGUGAUUAUUAUUACUCUUUUUGUAAUUUCUUACACUGACAUCUUGCUUAAGAUAAGGACAUGCACCACAGAAGGGAAAUGGAAAGCCCUGUGUACCUGUGGAACCCAGAUAACUGUUGUGAACUUAAUAUUCAUCCCCUGCAUCUUCAUCUAUGCCCAACCUUAUAAGAAAUUCCCUAGGGACAAGGUGGCCUCCCUUGUUUAUACUGUGGUCUCUCCAAUGGUAAAUCCAAUGACUCACACAUUGAAAAACACUGAGAUGAAAAAGGCCAUGAGGAGAACACUGGGAAAAAUAUUUCUCUCCGGAGGAAUACAGAAACCAGACCAGACAGCAGAUCCAAAGACAUCAGGUCUGGUGCUUCCAUGAGAAAACUGUAUUCAUCUCUCCUUCAGUAAGUGAGCAACUUUCUAGGUGUGAGAUGAAGGCAACAUUCACCUCCCAUCAGCUUAGGAAGGUCAGUCACAUGUUUUCUUGUCCUCCAUGGAAUGUGCAGUAUGGUGUGAUUUCUAGAGCCUAAUAAGAGUUUUCUGCAAUAAAUGACCUGCAAAGACGUCACCAUGGCACACCCGGGAUACUGACCAUGUGAGGGGCCCUAACCUCGCCCUUGUUCUCUCUGGUGGAAAUCACAGCUGGGCAUUCCACUCCAGCAUGUCUCACUUCUCUUCAGCAAUCUAGUGUAGUUUCAUCUCUAGGUUAGCAUACCAGAAAACUAGCUUGGUAAACUUGAUUUUUAUAUCUGCUUGUCACAUAGUUACAAAGGGUCUUUAUAGUAGAGUCAGAUAUAGGUUCAUUGUACUCCUUUUCCUUCUCUUAUCCUCACUUUGGAUGGACUGUGUAGAUUUUAGGAUCAGUCCUGGAAGGAAGCGUCCUGGUCCCACAUUAGACAACAUGGAGCUGGUUGAGGGAUAAGAUUGUCUCAGGGCUCGCUCAAGGGUGCUUCAGGGAUGGAGGUUCUGCCCCCACACCAUUCCCCUCUUCUUUGCUCUGCCCCAUCCUCCAGUUUCAUUUCAGCAAUCCUCACAUGAUCAUGGUCUCCUACAAAUCCAGAGUCUUCUACACGGAACAGGCAUUCUGAACAUAAUGCUAAAGAAGGACAAAUGUGACAAGUGAGGAGGCAGACCUCCCAUGGUGUUUCUGAAUCACUAAGAAAUUAAAAUUUAUUUGUAGAUCCUGAUAGAAGAUCUAAAAUUUUCUUUUGAGGAAAUAUCAGGCCCAAAACUGGGCCACCUGGAACCAGGAAGAGACCUGGGGGAGUAGGAUGGAUGUAGAGAAGAGAAAAUUCUGUCUGCAGGAAUAUCUGACAUCACUUCAUGGAGGAUGUUGUAUGGAGGAGAAAACUUAGAAGUUUCUCAGAUCUGCCACAGAAAGUGCUGCUGAACACCAAGCCACCCAACCUACAAAUGACCUCAGACUCAGAAUUAGCAUAGUCCUUUGGGUCUCAGAUACAGCUAAGUGUCCUUAUGCCUCAUAUGGUAGGCUAACAAGGCCACGAAGGGCCUGUGUAGUAGGUGCCAGAGAUAAUGAAGGUCUGUGCACUGCAGGUGCCACCAAAUCCCCUUCAAAGGAGCCGGAUGUCAAUACUUCUGGUCUGUUGUCUGAGGAGCUCUUAGGUGACACAGACUGGUUGUCUUUCACUUCUGAAGGAGUGCUGAAGGACUGCUUUCAGGGUCAGUUGUGUGACAGGAGUGCAAAGGGACAGAAACUCUGCACCAGAAAGCAUGAGGCUGCUCAGAAUGGUGGUAACUGUGCUCCUUAAGGAUCAUGCUUCUCAAGGACCAUGGAGCCAACCCUGGGUGAAGAAAUUUCCCCAGUACAUCAAAUCUGAUCAUGGACACCAUCCCAGAUUGGGGAUGCUUCUGUCCAGGUGUAGGUGCCUCUUGCUGGGUUUAGAGGGACGGUGGCACCAUGUGUGGGAAACAAGCUGUGGUCAAGGCACUGAGUUGACAGGUGGAAGGAUUGCAAGAAGAGACAGAGCAGAGAUGAUAGCAAAGUCCUUUACAGCGUUGAUGGACAUGCAGCUGGAAGGCACGCUUUACUGAGUGAGGAGAGAGGACGGUGUGAGUGAGCUCAGCUCUAGCAAAAUCAAGGGCUCCUUCCAAAAUACCAAAAAUCGGUGCUCCUUCCUCGGUGUGAAAUUCUGAUUUCCAGAAACCAAAGACCUGUCUCACUGUUUACCAAGCCAGUUUCUAUUUGGAGUAUCUUUCAUGCAGACAUGACAUAUGGAGAUAGGGAGCAGAAGAGAUGAGUUCAGGAAACACGUUGCUGCAUUACUACAUUCUCGUUGGACUGAACUUGAUACUGGUUUGACCUGGGGACAUGGAGCUGCAUCAGACUCACCUCACUUGGACUACCAGAUUCAGCAUAUUUACCUCUAAGAGAAAGAUCUUUCCUAAGGAGUUUGUUUCUUUUUUUUUCCCCCUCUAAACAAAUGUGACCGGGCAGCUGACACUCACUUCUCUGUAAUCACAUUAAGUUAAGCUUGAUCUUCCUCUUAUAGCAUCUUAAAGGACAAGAGUUAUUGUCAUAUGCUCAAAUUUGGUGGUUUUUUUGUUUGGGGAUUGUUUUUGGCUCCAAGUACAUGAACCAUAACGCAGAUAUGAUGUUGAAUUCAAAUGUGCCAUUGUCCAAGACAUAUGGCAAAGUCAUGCAGAAGUGUUUGAGAGUGCAGCAAAAGCUGUGAUAACUUUGCAAGAUUGGUUUUGGGGAGAAGUGUCAACUUUACUGUGUACAAAACUGAAAAGUGAAUGAAAUUUCCUCAGAACUGAGAGAGAAGUCAUCCUGGUCAAAAUCAGUCAUUGCUCCAAUGCUUGAUCCCAUAAUCUACUCACUGAGGAACACAGAGGUGAAGAAUCAAUGGAUUAUAAAACAUCACAACUUUCAAAAUGAGAAAUUCACCUUUCUUGGUGUGGUUGUUUUCUUUUACAGAGAAAUGUGAAAAAAACCCAGAGAAGCAGAUACUGUCAAAUUAAUAAUUGACUUUUGCUUUUGAAAAAGAAGGAAAUUUAAAUAACAAUAAUUAGCAAGUGACUAAAAUGACAAUACUGUCUCUCAAGGUACUAACUGCUUGGGAAAAGUGUUUUCUGACUAAUAAAACAGUGAACAUGCAUUAUAAAAGAAUCAACAGCAAUAGCAAAAACAUUCUGUUUCUCUUGCUGCCCUACCCCCAAGUAGGCUUGGGGUGGGCAAGAAGUUUGGAAGAGACACAGCCAGGAUAGAUGACCCAAAUUGUUCAAAGAGGUAUCUUAUGUCAUAUGAUAUCAUGCUCGCCAAGGAAACUGGAGGGAGUUUUUUAAAAGUAACCAUUGCUCUGAGAAUAGCUCAGAGCAUUGGCCUGCUGCUGGGGAGAGACUGCUUUGCAACACUUCUUUUUUUUUCUCAGCUUAUUAAACAGUUCCAAACCAAAGAUUUUUCACUCAUUUUUUACUAAUUUUUCAUCCAGGGAGUUGAAAUCCCUCAUCAGGAUGAGAGCCUGCAAAUGCAGACCUGUAUCCUGAAGCAAGAGCCCUUGCCAGCUUGCUCCCCCUGAUCAGGCAGGCUGUAGUAGACCCUAAGAGUUGUGUCAAUAAGAAUUAAGUGAUCUGAAGAAGAAUAAUUUUGUAGAACAGAUUUAUUUUUUUCUCACAAGAAUGUAAGGUGACUGAUAUUAAAAAAGAGAAGUCACUCAUCAUUAGACAUAGUAGCAGAAAAAGAAAUCAUGCCGCUGAAAAGCCAGCAGGAUCCCUUUACUUCUGAAAAAAAGACCAAAAAAACCAAACCUCCCAAAAAACAGCGAAAACCCGUCUUUCAGCAGAAUAUCCCGCUCACCUUAUUUAGUGUUAGGGGAACCUGCCCUUGACUCCACAGGCUGUAUUGGUGGGAACUGCACUUAAAGUAAAGGAAGCUUAGUUGAGUUUUCUCUGACUUAGUUCUCUAAAAGGGUUUCUCUUAUGCAAAUGUCUUUGCUGGAAUUUCGGGUAUUUCAGUCAUGGUAAGUUGCAAUAGUUACAAAGAAUAAGGGCGACCAUUCAUCAGGGAGUAAAGCUAUUCCCUUACAGAACCCUAGAAACAAGUCUCCUGAUGGCCUUUUUCAUUUCAGUAUUUCUCAGGGUGUAGACCAGGGGAUUCAGCACUGGAACAAGCACAGUGAAGAAGAUGGAGGCCACUUUGUCCAGUUCAAAUGUCUUGAAGGGCCGAGCAUAGAUGAAUAUUCCUGGAAUGAAUGUUAUGCUUAUUGCCAUUAUCUGGGCAACACAAAUAGACAAAGCUUUGUGCUUUCCUUCUGCGACUUAUCUCCUUAUCUUUACUAAAAUGGCAGUGUAUGAAAGGAGCAGAAAGAAAAAUUACUGUGAGGAUCAGUCCACCAUUUGAGACCAUCAGCAGCUCUGUCAGGUAGGUGUCAAUGCAGACCACUUUCAGCACUUGUGGGACAUCACAGUGGAAAUUGUCCAAAGUGUUAGGACCACAGUAAGGUAAGGGAAGAAGCAGAGCAAUCUGUGUUGCAGAGUGAAUGAAUCCACCUGCCCAUGACCCUGCCACUAGAUCUAAACACACCUCAUUAUUGUCAAGUACUGCAAGGGCUUGUGUAUGGCCACGUACCGGUCAGCUGCCAUCACUGCAAGAAGGAAGACUUCAGCACCACCAACAAAGUGCAAGAAAAACAUGUGAAGAAUGCACUCCUUGAAUGGAACAGUUCUGUGCUAGGAGACAAGACCUGACAAUAGAAUGGCAGUACUUACUGAUGAUUUGGUUAUAUCUGUGAAUGCUAAGUUAGCCAGGAAGAAGUACAUGGGUGUGUUCAAGUGGAAGUCAGUGAUAACAGUGAUGAGGAUAGUGAUGUUUCCCAAGCAGGUCAUCAGGUAGACGAUGAAGAAGACUGUGAAGAGGAAUUGCUGAAUCUUAAGACUGUGGUUGAAACCCAGGAGGACAAAUUCCAUUACAGGAUUGGUUACAUUCUGUGACUCCAUCCAUUACUGUCUGCGCAUGCCUGUGAGAGGAAAAACGGAGAAAGGAGACUGAUGAAUUUAAGAUUUUCAACACCAAGAGAGACGAUCUUUCUGCUCUCUCGGCUCAGAAACUCCCAUUCUAGCAAACUCCUUAUAUCCCUGCACUACACGGUGAAUAUUUUGUUCAGUGGAGGUAAUCUGAGUUUUUGGAACUGUUUCUUCUGAUCUCCAGUUUUUUACUCUGCAUCUCUACCCUUAAAAUCCAGUGUGACUUUACAAUUAGUUGCUAUCUUCAUAAAUAGGCUUCUGUUUGCCGAGUACUCCAGGCUUUAGCCCCUCCUUGGUGCAACAGUUCUUCCCUCUAACAUUACCUUUUACCAUUCUCACAUCUAAAGCACUUAUUCCACAUAGGACUGCUUUGUCUGCAGUCUCAGAGCUGUCUGAUUCCUCUUCUCCACAGAGGAUUACAAAGAGAAAACAAGAAAAAAACCCCAACAAACCACUCACACAUUCAUUCUGUCUAAGCAUCACGGUAGGAACAAAGUUGCUGUGAAAUCUGUAACUUUCUUGGGUGUGAACAAAGGUGGGUUUACUGUAGCCACUCAGGGAUUCCUGCUCCAGCAGUCAUUGAGAAAAUAAAUACUUCAGAGUGUUUUAUGGUGUAAUAGUGUUUCCUGUAGUAUUCGUAUGUUAGCCAAAUGGAAACAGUGCAUUGUGCAUUCUUUACUUUGCAGACAGCUCUGUUUCAGGGCAGAUGUGAUCAUAUCCUGCAGGGGUGUGCCCUGACCGUACAUUCAGAGAGGACCUUGGAUAUGCUGACUGCAGUUAAUUUCAUUUGUACAGGCAUAAGCAUCUCAUUCUACUUAUCUCAGAUUCUUGAAUUAAUAUUCAAUCAUCCUCCGAGUGUGUCUAGUUGUUCUUUGUUCUAAGCAGAUCUUGAUGUUUAGCUCUAUCACAAAAGGGGGACUAUCUUUCUAAAAGGAAAGGUUCAAAGUAAUUUUGGAUGUCUUAAAAUACCCGAGACAUUUACACUGGCUUGGAAACUGAACUGGUUCUUGGGUAGCAGUUUGGCACAAACAUGUGAUGACUUCUCUUCAGGUGCCCUGUAUCUGCACAGAGUAGCAAUGUUCCCUUCUGACAUUUACUACAGCAGAUUAGUGCAGGCUACUAAUCAGAAAGCCCACAAUUACAACCUUCCAGCACUUUCAGGUGUUGUUCUAUUGCCUGUUAUUGAUCCGAGGUCCUUCGUGUCCUGUUUGCAUUGUCCCGUUUGCCAUAGUUAACUGCAUCCAGCUCCUGUUUGCACUGCAGCUCACUCUGGGACAAAACAAGGCCAUGAUACUCCCAUGUCAUUUAGACAAGUCCAUAGCAGUGGAACAGGUUGAAAUCUAGACCAGGAAAUUAAGUAGUCAAGAUGAAGUAAAAGCCAGCAAGAUAUAAGGCCAGGCACAACAUACAUGCAGCACAGGCAAGACAAGAAAAAAGAAGAGAGAUCAAGCUUAAACACUUCAGUCCUGAACCAAUUUCCAGAUGAGGUUUCCCACAACUUUCUUACAAUUUAGCUGUUUCACAUCAAAUUAAUACAAGGUUAAACAACCAUAUUGUAUCAGUCCUGACCUUGAACAGAGACAGCUAAACUGCUGGGGAGAGGAGAGAGGAGACAGCAGAGAGGGAGUACAAAGAAGGCCCUUACCUGCAGGUCAGAGCAUUUUAAACCUGUUUCUGCACCUGUUGUCCCAUCAAAUCUAAAAAAGUCAUCAUGAGUAAACUAGGAGCAUUGGUUAGAGAGUCACUGACACCUGGAAAGGCCAAGCAGGCAGGUAGAAAGUACAUGGGGUUGUAAAACCAUGGAUCACUGAUGACUGUGACAAGGAUUAUGAAGUUCCUUGGAGAAAAACAUGGAGAGAAAAUACUGAAUAAAGAGUUAUCUGUCCUAUGAAUCUUCCUAUUACUGUGUUUUCUGAGGACUGCACUGUGCCAGUGAUUAAUCUCAGACCCUCUCUCUGAAACACCUGUGAGAUUUACUCAGAGGAUCAAAAAAAAAAGAAGACCAGAACAGUAUUCUUUUGGAGAUAUAGGGAUUGGGUCAUAAGGGAAUGAAUUAGAAAGUUCAUGGUUUAUUUUACUCUGUAGAUAAUAAUCCCACAAGCACAAGAGCAAAUGUCCUUCUGUGCUAAGCUCCAUAAGCCUGAAUACUUGUAUGUGACUUCCAGCAGUAUUGUGAAUUACAUGCCAGGAUCAUCUCAGUAGUCAACAGGUAAAACCUGGCUAAUCAAUAAAUUCUUUGCUCAUUUUUUUUUUGUUCGUUAAUGGUAUGUGAAUUUUAGUGAGAAUAACCCAAUUUUGAUC